Molecule: messenger RNA, 1350 nt
Organism: Sungouiella intermedia
Lineage: Eukaryota; Fungi; Ascomycota; Pichiomycetes; Serinales; Metschnikowiaceae
Source: the annotation of a GenBank genome assembly
AUGGGGACUGAAUCUAACUCUUCUAUAAAAAAAAUCGUUAACAGAUUAAGUGGCCAACCUGCUUCUUACAACCGUAAAGCUUCUUACACUUUUGGUAGAACGUUGGGAGCUGGUUCAUUUGGUAUUGUUCGAUAUGCCAGAGAUUCAUCCACUGAUGAGGAUGUUGCAGUGAAAAUCAUUUUGAAGAAAGCCUUGAAGGGCAACGAAACGUACGUCAUUGACGAGUUGAAGCUUCUCCAACUGCUUGAUCAUCCUCACAUUGUGGGGUUUAGAGACUGGUUUGAAUCCAAGGAUAAGUUUUACAUUGUAACACAAUUGGCUACGGGAGGUGAGCUUUUCGAUAGAAUUGUACAAGAAGGACGAUUUACUGAACAUGAUGCGCUGUUGGUGGUUGUCCAGAUGCUCGAAGCCAUCGACUACUUGCAUGAAAGGGAUAUUGUCCACAGAGAUAUCAAGCCAGAGAACGUUUUGUACCUUACCGCGGAAGCUGACUCAAAUAUCGUAUUGGCAGACUUUGGUAUUGCUAAGAAAUUGCAAUCCCCAAACGAGAUGCUCCAUUCCAGCGCUGGUUCCUUCGGUUAUGCUGCUCCCGAGGUGAUUUUGGGCACCGGCCAUGGCAAACCUUGUGAUAUUUGGUCUUUAGGUGUGGUGACGUACACAAUUUUGUGUGGUUACUCUCCGUUCAGGUCGGAGAAUGUUCAGGAUUUCAUUGCAGAGGUCCGCCACAACAAUGCUGUGAUUUUCCAUGCGGACUACUGGAAAGAUAUCUCCAAAGAUGCUCGGAGAUUCAUCAUCAAAGCCCUACAAUUCAAUCCAAACAACAGGUCCACAUCCAAGGAAUUAUUGGGAGAUCCAUGGCUCAAGGGUAUUGCAGCUGAGCAUAAGGACGCUGAUUUGUUGCCAAACUUGAAGCAGAACUUCAAUGCAAAGCUCAAGUUCAGACAGGCUAUCGAGAUGGUCAAAUUGGCCAACAAGAUCAAGAAACUCAAGGAGAUCGAGACCAGCAGUGAUGACGAGUCCUCGGAGAUUGAUUUGUUCGGAGAUGAAGGUGUGAUUUCUGAUUCCAAGAUUCCCUCUGCUGAUUCCACAGAAAUUGGUGCCGAUACAUCUACAGACAACAAGUACAAUGUCAAAACCACUCUGCUCCUGCAGUGGGGAAAGUUACGUGAGCUGCUUAAUGAAAUGAGUACUAGGGACGGAUCAAAAGCACUGCUCUCAAACUUAACAGCCCCAGUAGAGAAUCAGAAAUCCCGUCUUGCUACCAGUGCUUUCCAGCAAUUGGUUCAGACAGCGAAGGAGAAUAAAGAUCGUGUUGCCGAAUAUAAAGACGAAGAGCUGGCAAACAACUAA